GGUUAGCUGAACAAAUAACAUCUGUGAUACGUUAUGUUGUGUUGGGAUCCAAAAGGUAUAUUUACACACACCUCACGGAGAGCGCUCACUAGUUCACGUCAUACACGUGAUUCGGCAUUUCUUCUGUGCGGCUGUCGUGUUUAAAGUUGGUCUUCUACGCUCAAUCUAAACCUUUAAAGUGGAGUUGGAGCACUGGCGUCCUUACUCGGGGGCUGUUUUUCUUCAAAGGCAACAUGUGGGGCAUUUGUAGCAGAAUGGUCAAGGUGGGGAUGGCGAAACCUUGCGGUAUGGUCAAACCUUGCCAUUUGGUGAAGCCUGUAUCAUCAUCCCGCAUCACUGGGAGAUACCUGAGCCACCAAAAGGGGUUGCCCAGUUUACCUGUGCCUCCACUGCAGCAGACCUGUGAGCGCUACAUCACUGCCCUGGAGCCCAUCGUUGAGGUGGACGAGCUUACGCACACGAAGGAGCUGUUGGAUGACUUCCAGAAACCAGGGGGCGUUGGAGAAAGGCUUCAGAGAAAUCUGGAGAGGAGAGCAUCCAACACGGAGAACUGGUUGUCAGAGUGGUGGGUGCAAGUGGCCUACUUUGACUACCGUCUGCCUGUGGUGGUCCAUUCAAGUCCAGGGUUGGUUUUACCUUGCAUGCACUUCAGUGACAAGCAGGGACAAAUCAGGUUUGCUGCAAAACUGAUUGCAGGUGUUUUGGAUUUCAAGACAAUGAUAGACAACGAGACCAUACCUGUGGAGUACCUGGGAGGGAAACCUCUGUGUAUGAAUCAGUACUAUGAAGUACUUUCGUCUUGCCGCAUCCCCGGUGUGAGAAGAGAUUCUGUGGUGAACCAUGCCAAAAGCUCCAGGCCUCCGAAACACAUCACUGUCGUACAUAAUUUCCAGUUCUUCGUGCUGGACGUGUACAACAAUGAUGGGAGUCCACUGACAGCUGACCAGCUCUAUGUUCAGCUUGACCGCAUCUGCAGCUCCUCCGUACAGACCAACACAGAACCUGUGGGCAUCCUGACCACCCAGCAUCGUGACGCUUGGAGCAAGACCUAUGUGAACCUCAUCAAGGAUCGCACCAACAAAGAAUCUGUGGCGGCUAUUCAAAGGAGCAUCUUCACAGUAUGUUUGGAUGGUCCGAUGCCUCAAGUACCGGCGAACGCGUAUCAGAGCCGUGCAGCCGUGCAGAUGCUGCAUGGAGGUGGGAGCCUGUGGAACAGUGGCAACCGCUGGUUCGACAAGACACUGCAGUUUAUUAUUGGAGAGGAUGGGACAUGUGGCGCCAACUAUGAGCAUGCUCCAGCUGAGGGCCCUCCCAUUGUGGCCCUGAUCGACCAUGUUGUGGAAUACACGAGGAAGCCAGAGAUGGUUUCCUCUGACACUGCGCCUUUGCCUAUGCCCAAAAAACUUAACUUCAACCUCACACCUGAGCUCAAGAAGGACAUUGAAGAGGCCAAACGGAGCAUGAAUGUAUUGGCUGAAGACGUAGAUGUGAGGGUUAUCGUGUUCAACCACUUUGGAAAAAAUGUACCAAAGGCCCACAAGAUGAGCCCAGAUGCGUUUAUACAGGUGGCGCUACAGCUGGCUUACUACAGGAUGUAUCAGCAGUGUUGUGCGACAUACGAGAGUGCCUCCUUGCGAAUGUUCAGGAUGGGUCGCACAGACACUAUUAGAUCUGCCUCAAAUGCAUCUGCUGCCUUUGUCAAAGCCUUUGACGACCCAAACAAACAGAACACAGAAAAAGUGGAUCUAAUGGAGAAAGCUGUGAAAGCACACAAGUUGUAUACAAACAUGGCAAUCAGUGGUCAGGCCAUUGACCGACAUUUACUGGGUCUGAAGAUGCAGGCUGCUGAGGAAAACCUCCCUGUUCCCAAAAUCUUUACAGACACAUCUUACGCCAAAGCCUUACACUACCGCUUAUCUACAAGUCAGGUACCAUCCAAGACUGACUGCGUCAUGUGUUUCGGCCCAGUUGUACCCGAUGGAUACGGCGUGUGUUACAAUCCAAUGAAUGACCACAUAAACUUUGCAGUAUCUUCGUUCAAUACGUGUAAGGAAACAAACACCGCUGAUCUGGCUCACGCUGUGGAGAACGCACUUCUGGACAUCAGGACACUUCUGGAACAAACUCCAAGAGCCAAACUGUGACGCUUGCAAAAGACUCUUGGUAGAUCCCACUAGUGAGUCAUUGUUUCUAAUCGCUCGCAUGUGAAAUCAAGUAGUUAGUAUGUUGAAAAUGAUCAUUAGUAACUUCAAAUGAUGAUGCAAUUCCAUCCAAGAUUUAACUAUCACGUAGUGGAAGGAAAAUAUCCAUCCAUAUUUUAUUGAGAACCUUUAAUUUUUUCCCCAAGAUUCCUCAUUGCAGUGAUGGUGAUAGGUUCACAUCAUGUGUCAAUUUGUACAAUUUAGGAAUGAAAAAAAAAGAAUUAUGCUUAAAGCAUUUUUGACACUAAGCACAUAAUAUUGUUUCAAUUAAAUAUUGUAUUUUGAAAAUAAGCAAAAAGCCUUAAAGGAUACUUUGAUUCAUGAAAACAUAUUUUACAGUGAUUUGUAUUGUUUAUACAUUUAAUUUCCUUAGGGCGCAAAUGGCACCGAUAAAGUUGAAUAGCCCUUGAAAAUAACCAAGUGAACCUGCUGCAAAGGUCAUGUUAAAAGUACCAAAGUGAUCCACUAACAGACUUAAAAGUCAAAACAUGCAACUUUACAACAUGCUUAUUGAAGGAAAACUAAAUGCCGAGGGAAUGAGGGAAAAGCCUUUUUAGAAGUACAUUAUCAGUGGACCAUUUUCAGUGUGCUGUUUUCUGACUCAUACUGCACAACGGACAACAACACACGGACAAACGGCCGAGUGCCAUUUCGUUAAGUUUCAACAUCCCCAAAUCCUUAAAAGGGAACUGAAAUUUUUGGGGGAAUUUUGCCUUUCAUUAACAAUCCAUUUUAUGCAAGACCAUGCAUAUAUUUCUUUUUUUUAUGCAGUAUAAAUUGAACAUAAACAUUGCUAGUAAGAAGCGGCUAACAAUGCAUAUAAUGGGAUUAGGCUAUUCUGCCUAUAAGGCCAUUAAAAAAAACAUCCAAAAACCACCAAUAUUACUUCAUUUACAUGUGAUGACCUGCACAUUAGACACGCUAUAACAACAUUGUUUCUGCAAGAGCUAACGCCGCAGAACUAUUUUUUGUAACGCAGUGCCUUGCUCACAGAGAGGUAAGCUCGCUACUGAGUUGCUGUUGCUGCUAAUUUCCUCUCAGUAUGGAAACUUUGAUUCUUGAUUAAUCAUGCCUCGUACUUGUGCGAUAGAGUGUUGUGGUCAUUAGCCGAGAAGUUGGUUUACUUUAAAAUUAAACGCCAAGAGCCGACGUCUUCGGUACGGAGACGCGACGAGAUGUUUGUUUCCUCCCAGUGUCUUACCUAAAGAGUGAAGAUUAUACUGAAUUAAUCAUCUGAACGCGGAGCACUAGUCUUGUGCUCAAAAGUACCGCCAACCCAUUAGUCAGCAUCCCAGUAAAAGCAGACAUUCAGGUACUGUUAAUAUUAUUAGAAUAUCAUGAAAAAGUUGAUUUAUUUCAGUAAUUAUAUUCAGAACAUGAAACUUACAUAUUAUAUCAAUUCAUUACACACAUAGUGAUAUAUUUGAAAUGUUUAUUUCUUUAAAUUUUGAUGAUUAGUACUGACAAUUACUGAAAAUCCCAAAUUCAGUAUCUCAGAAAAUUUGAAUAUUAGUUACGACUAGUACCAAAAAAUAUUUUUUAGAAAUAUGGGCCAACUGAAAAGUAUGAACAUGGAAAGUUUCAGCAUGUACGGCAAUCAAUACUUAGUUGCAGCUCCUUUUCCCUGAAUUGCUGCAGCAAUACGGCGUGGCAUGGAGUCGACCAGUCUGUUGCAGUCCUCAGGUGUUAUGAGAGCCCAGGCUGCUUUAAUAGUGGCCUUCAGCUCUUCAGCAUUGUUGGGUCUGGCAUCUCGCAUCUUCCGCUUCACAAUACCCAAUAGGUUUUCUUUUCUAUGGGGUCAAGGUCAGGUGAGUUUGCAGGCCAAUCAAGAACAGGGAUACCAUGGUCCUUAAACCAGGUACUGGCAGGUGCCAAGUCAUGUUGGGAAAUGAAAUCUUCACCUCCAUAAAAUUGGUCCGCGGCAGGCAGCAUAAAGUGUUCUAAAACUUCCUGGUAGACUGCUGCAUUGACCCUAGACCUCAGGAAACACAGUGGACCAACACCAGCAGAUGACAUGGCACCCCAGACCAUUACCGAUUGUGGAAAUUUGACACUGGACUUCAGGCAACGUGGAUUCUGUGCCUCUCCUGUCUUCCUCCAGACUCUGGGACCUUGAUUUCCAAAGGAUAUAAAAAAUGUACUUUCAUCUGAAAACAUAACUUUGGACCACUCAGCAGCAGUCCAGUGCUUUUUGUCUUGAGCCCAGGCGAGACGCUUUUGAUGUUGUCUCUUAUUCAAGAGUGGCUUUACACAAGGAAUACGACAGCUGAAGCCCAUAUCUUGCAUACGUCGGUGCGUGGUGGUUCUUGAAGCACUGACUCCAGCUGCAGUCCAGUCUUUGUGGAUCUCCCCCACAUUUUUUAAUCGGUUUUGUUUGACAAUCCUCCCCAGGGCGCGGUAAUCCCUCUAACUUGUAUACUUUUUUUCUACCACAUCUUUGUCUUCCCUUCGCCUCUCUAUUAAUGUGUUUGGACACAGAGCACUAGGAACAUCAAACCUCUUUGGCAAUGACCUUUUGUGUCUUGCCCUCCUUCUUUAAAGUAUCAAUGGUCAUCUUUUGGACAGUUGACAAGUCAGCAGUCUUCCCCAUGAUUGUGUGUCAUACAGAAUCAAAACGAGAGACCAUUUAAAGGCUUUUCCAGGUGUUUUGAGUUAGUUAGCUAAUUAGAGUGUGGCACCAGGUGUCUUCAAUAUCUGACCUUUUCACCAUAUUCUAAUUUUCUGAGAUGUUGAAUUUAGGGGUUUUUAUUGGUUGUCAGCUAUAAUCAUCUCCUUUUUGGCAAAAAACACUUGAAAUGUAUCAGUCUGUUUGGAAUGAAUGUAUACAUUCUACAAGUUUGACUUUCUAAAUAGAAUUAAUGAAAUAAAUCAACUUUUUCAUGAUAUUCUAAUAAUAUGACCCAGCACCUGUAAGUGACUGUUUUAUUAUGUUUGUGUUUUGUAUUUCGUGUUCAGCACUUAGCACGAUAGCUUCAUAAUGUUAGUGUUGUACUAUAGAUGCAUCUGCUUAGCACCCAGUUUGUUUAAACUUUUAGACAUCCUUUGUAUAUUCAGGCUCAAAAAAUUAAGUUUAUGGAUCAUCAAUUGUUCCAAAGUAUUAGUCACUGGCUCUUGGAAAGUCUGCCAUUAUUAGUUAGUUGCAAUUUGCCCAACAAAGAAGCUCCAUUGAUUCUUAAAAAGACUAAAAUAUGGUUAAUGUCACGUUAUUAUGAAUGUUUCUGUUACUAUAUUACAUAUUUCAUCAUUGAUAUAUAAACUAUCAGACUGCUUGGUCGGUAGUAGUGGGUUUCAGUAGGCCUUUAACAGCAUGUAUAUAAAACGUUUUUGGAGAUUUUUGUAGAGGGCUUCAUAGGCCCAAUAGAUCGUAUCCCCAUUACCUGCAUUAUUAGCCACCGUAUACGAGUAGUUUUACGGUUUAGAAUGCACGAAAAAGAGAGACGUAUGGUAUUCUCUCACAUAGGGUUUUUGAAUGAUAGUUAGAUGAAAAAAGAUUCAGUUCUCUUUUAACCUCUAAAGGACUUAGUAGCCACAUGAGUGGACAGCACCUUUUAGCUCUUAUUUCCAAAAUUGUGUACACUACUGAAUUGGGGUCUUAUGCCGACAUAUGGACACUUAUACUGCUUUCUGGUGGUGUCAGUAGAGUAUAACAUGGCAUUUGGAAAAAAAGUGUAAAAAUAAAAAUUAGCACAUGAAGUACACGUUUUGUUACUUAUGGACUAAGUACAUCAUUAAAAAAAGAUGAUUUUUAGUUUUUAUUCUAAUGAGGGUCUAAUAAGCCCAAAUAGCAAAGAGAAAUUUAAAAAAUCAUGUAAACAAACAGCUCAGGCCUUAAGAGGUUAAAAGAAAAGCAAUGCCCUCAAGUCAUUGUCGGCAUGGGACUGAAUGCAAAAUGAAAGAAUGCCUACACGGCUAGCACUGACUCUUAUUAUUUCAUUUUCAAAAAUGAACCAUUUUUGGCUGCUGUAGUUGUAAAAGCACCUUAUUCCCGUUCUAAUGAUAAUAAAGUAAUAUAACUUUUUUUAUGGUUCAGUGUUCUAGCUUUAGCUUUUGUGUCACUGUUUUCCCUUGUGCCUUGCAUGUAUGUUUUUAUACAUCCGAAGCGGAAAGUGUUAGUGGUGUAGCAGUACACGCUUCUGUCUUUUAUGCAGAUGAUGCGGGUUUAGUUCCCCGGCCAGUAGUGGUGGAACGAUUUAGUCUCAUUGUGUUUUGCUAUGUACCUCGGUUGGGCUGCAGAGAUUAAGCAAGUAAAUUUAAUGGAUUAAAUCAAAUAGGAAUUGAUUGAUUGAUUGAGACUUUUAUUAGUAGAUUGCACAGUACAGUGCAUAUUCCGUACAAUUGACCACUAAAAGGUAACACCCGAAUAAGUUUUUCAACUUGUUUAAGUCGGGGUCCACGUAUCAAUUUAUGGUGAGAUAAAACUUUGAUUUAUUUUCUGUUGCUUUGAUUAACUGUUUAAUGAGUCUAACUAAUACAAUAACACAUUAAGUGCUGGAAUUUUGACAUCCAAAUUUUUUUUUUUUUUUUUAGUUCUUUGGUCAAAAUUUGGCAUAGAUUUAGUUUUACAGACCAUCUUGAAGACACUAUUUGAGUGUCUCCUCAGAAUGCGCUGUUUUGUGGGCUGUCUUAAAAUACGUGCCGAAGCCCUCCUCCACGCCAAGCUCUUUGACUGCACAUCCUCCCUGUCAACCAUGUUGUAGUUUAUAUCGCUGCCAUAUCCAAUCCACUGACAAACACACUGGGAGUUACAACUAUAUGCUACUAUACACUGCAGCAGAGGAUUUUAGAAUGGAAUGUGCGUGUCAGAACCACUCUGCCCCAUGAUAAGAGAAUGGAGAAAAUGAAGGAACUUAUUGACUACAGCGCGGGACUGCAACUGGAUAAAAAUAAUGAAUUUGCGCAAAACUCUUGGGGUUAUUCUCUGCCAUCCAUCUAUAUUCUACCGCUUGUCCCUUUUUUGGGAUCGCGUGGUGUGCUGGAGCCUAUCUCAGCUGCAUUCGGGCCGUAGGCGGGGUACACCCUGGACAAGUCGCCACCUCAUCACAGGGCCAACACAGAUAGACAGACAAUAUUCACAUUCACACACUCGGGACCAUUUAGUGUUGCCAAACAACCUAUCCCCAGGUGCAUGUCUUUGGAGGUGGGAGGAAGCUGGAGUACCUGGAGGGAACCCACGCAGUCACGGGUAGAACAUGCAAACUCCACACAGAAAGAUCCUGAGCCCGGGAUUGAAACCAGGACUACUCAGGACCUUCGUAUUGUGAGCCACAUGCACCAACCCUUGGUCCACCGUGGUGCCCGUUAUUCUCUGCCAUGUAUGGCAAUAUCUGCUAACAAAAAUAAGGCAAACAAAAUACAUCACAAUCGUUUCCAAUUCUUAACGGCUCGUAUGGAAGAAGGCAAGCUGGUUUUAUUAAUAUCUUUGCCAUGCCUUGAUUGGUUUGAUUUCAAAUUUUCAAGACUCAUGCAGAUACCUACUCAGUGGCCUAGUGGUUAGAGCAUGGGUGUCAAACUCAAAUACAGAGUGGGCCAAAAUUCUAAACUGAACAAAGCCGCGGGCCAAAGUUGAAAAACUUAACCUUUUAAUAAGGACCCAAACAAGUUUUGCAUUGAAUAUUGAACAAGCAAGACUUAUAUAACUUUAUAGUGUCAUGCAAAAUCGAGUUUUUUUGGUAGCGGGGGUGUAUCUUGUAGUGUCCCGGAAGAGUUAGUGCUGCAAGGAGUUCUGGGUAUUUGUUCUGUUGUGUUUAAGUUGUGUUACGGUGCGGAUGUUCUCCCAAAAUGUGUUUGUCAUUCUUGUUUGGUGUGGGUUCACAGUGUGGUGUAACAGUGUUAAAGUUGUUUAUACGGCCACCCUCAGUGUGACCUGUAUGGCUGUUGACCAAGUAUGCAUUGCAUUCACUUGUGUGUGUGUAGAAGCCGCAUAUAUUACGUGACUGGGCCGGCACGCUGUUUGUAUGGAGGAAAAGCGGACGUGACGACAGGUUGUAGAGGAUGCUAAAAGCAGUACCUUUAAGGCACGCCCCCAAUAUUGUUGUCCGGUAGAUUUUCGGGGGGGGGGGCACUGAAAUUCGGGAUUCUCCUGGUAAAAUCGGGAGUGUUGGCAAGUAUGAGAAUUAGCGUUGAAUGCGGUGAUACAGCGGCACUGCCACUGUAUAAUACCGGCGGGCCAGCUCUAAUGUUAAUUUAUUAUUGCCUCAAGGGCCAAAUGAAAUUACACGGCGGACCAAAUUUGGCCCGUGGGCCAGAGUUUGACACCCAUGGGUUAGAGUGUCCGCCCUGAGAUCGGUAGGUCAUGAGGAAAACAAAUUACAUCACAAUCGUUUCCAAUUCUAAACGGCUCGUUUGGAAGAAGGUAAGCUUGUUUUAUUAAUAUCUUUGCCAUGCCUUGAUUGGUUUGAUUUUAAAUUUUCAAGACUUAUACAGAUACCUACUCAGUGGCCUAGUGGUUACAGUGUCCGCCCUGAGAUCGGUAGGUCAUGAGUUCAAACCACAGCCGAGUCAUACCAAAGACUAUAACAAUGGGACCCGUUACCUUCCUGCUUGGCACUCAGCAUUAAGGGUUGGAAUUGGGGGAUAAAUCACCGAAAAUGAUUCCCGGGCGCGGCACCGCUGCUGCCCACUGCUCCCCUCACCUCCCAGGGGGGGAUCAAGGGUAAUGGGUCAAAUGCAGAGAAUAAUUUCGCCACAUCUAGUAUGUGUGUGACAAUCAUUGGUACUUUAACUUUUUUAACUUUAAGAUUCUAAAUACACAAACAAACAUGUACCAAUAGGUAAGAAAAGUUGGUUUGUGUGCAUUCCUGAUCUAUGCAAAAUUUGGACCAAAGAAUUACCAUUACAUGUUAUGUAGACAAGGAAGUAUUUGUAAAUGUAAAAAAAAAAUCAUACUAUGACUGACCCCUUUUAACGUGUACCGUUAAAAAAAUUGUGUUGUCUCUGUACCGAACCGAAUGUUACAUAUGUAAAAAUCCAAUCAGGGGUCUAUGUACCGUUACUCUCACUAUAUUAGUGUGUGUGAGUAAGUUUAUAUUUUGUGGAACUAGCCAGUAACCCAUUUGAAAUGGCUGAAAAUGCAACAUUUGCUGUGUCAUUGUGUAGAAUACACCUUGGAAUGUCAUGUAUUAUUCCGUUCUUUGUCAGUAUUAAAGCCUGAUUAAGACUGUG
Molecule: messenger RNA, 9362 nt
Organism: Nerophis ophidion (straightnose pipefish)
Lineage: Eukaryota; Metazoa; Chordata; Actinopteri; Syngnathiformes; Syngnathidae
Gene: crata
Product: carnitine O-acetyltransferase a
Exons: 14
Coding region: 234-2144 (636 amino acids)
Biological process (GO): carnitine metabolic process, CoA-linked
Cellular component (GO): peroxisome
Molecular function (GO): carnitine O-acetyltransferase activity
Source: RefSeq, a predicted model, not a curated record